Myotis brandtii (Brandt's bat) is the source of this 1035-nucleotide messenger RNA. RefSeq names its product transmembrane BAX inhibitor motif containing 6 (gene TMBIM6). Gene Ontology annotation, cellular component: mitochondrial membrane. The transcript has 10 exons. Gene Ontology annotation, biological process: negative regulation of RNA splicing; negative regulation of endoribonuclease activity; negative regulation of apoptotic signaling pathway. Gene Ontology annotation, molecular function: enzyme binding. The record is from RefSeq and is a predicted model, not a curated record. Lineage: Eukaryota; Metazoa; Chordata; Mammalia; Chiroptera; Vespertilionidae. Bases 141 to 854 code for a protein of 237 amino acids.
CGUUGGAGGGGCGGACUCAGGGUAAAGAGUCUGAAGCGGACCCUGGGAGAGUCAGAAGCGUUUCCGGUGUUAACAGAGCUUCGUGGGCUCCGGAGAGGCGGCUGAGAAGAGUGGAGACUGUGUCCCACAGACUCGACAUCAUGAACAUAUUUGAUCGGAAGAUCAACUUUGAUGCGCUCUUAAAAUUUUCCCAUAUAACCCCCUCCACACAGCAGCACCUGAAGAAGGUCUAUGCCAGUUUUGCCCUCUGCAUGUUUGUGGCGGCUGCGGGGGCCUAUGUCCAUGUGGUCACUCAUUUCAUUCAGGCUGGCCUGCUCUCUGCCCUGGGUUCCCUGGGGUUGAUGAUUUGGCUGAUGACAACACCUCAUAGCCAUGAAACUGAGCAAAAAAGACUGGGACUUCUUGCUGGAUUUGCUUUCCUUACAGGGGUUGGCCUGGGCCCUGCUCUGGAGUUUUGCAUUGCCAUCAACCCCAGCAUCAUUCCCACUGCCUUCAUGGGCACAGCAAUGAUAUUCACCUGCUUCACCCUGAUUGCUCUCUAUGCCAGACGCCGUAGUUACCUCUUUUUGGGAGGUAUAUUGAUGUCAGCCAUGAGCCUGAUGCUCUUGUCUUCCCUGGGGAACCUUUUCUUUGGAUCCAUUUGGCUUUUCCAGGCAAACUUGUAUUUGGGGCUGAUGGUCAUGUGUGGCUUUGUCCUUUUUGAUACUCAACUCAUUAUUGAAAAGGCUGAAAAUGGAGAUAAGGAUUAUAUCUGGCACUGUGUUGACCUCUUCUUAGACUUCGUUACUCUCUUCAGAAAACUCAUGAUGAUCCUGGCUAUGAACGAGAAGGACAAGAAGAAAGAGAAGAAGUGAAAUGAAAUGACCAUCCAGCCUUUCCCAUUUUGGCUUCCACUCCCUCCGCCCCCUCAUUUUCUCUUUGCACACAUUACAGGUGGCGUGUUCUGUGAUAAUGAAAAGCAUCAGAAAAGCUUUUGUACUUUGUGGUUUUCUCUAUUUUGAAAUUUUUUAUCAAAAAACUGAUUAGCAGAAUAUA